Eptesicus fuscus (big brown bat) is the source of this 1222-nucleotide messenger RNA. RefSeq names its product transaldolase 1 (gene TALDO1). Bases 49 to 1062 code for a protein of 337 amino acids. Gene Ontology annotation, biological process: pentose-phosphate shunt, non-oxidative branch; carbohydrate metabolic process; pentose-phosphate shunt. Gene Ontology annotation, cellular component: cytoplasm; intracellular anatomical structure. The record is from RefSeq and is a predicted model, not a curated record. Lineage: Eukaryota; Metazoa; Chordata; Mammalia; Chiroptera; Vespertilionidae. Gene Ontology annotation, molecular function: transaldolase activity. The transcript is spliced from 8 exons.
GGGGCCCGCGGGGCAUUGUGGGCCGCCGCGCUGCUCCGCCGUCUCGCCAUGUCGGGCUCCCCGGUGAAGCGGCAGAGGAUGGAGAGCGCCCUGGACCAGCUCAAGCAGUUCACCACCGUGGUGGCCGACACGGGCGACUUCCACGCCAUCGACCAGUACAAGCCCCAGGAUGCCACCACCAACCCGUCCCUGAUCCUGGCUGCGGCACAGAUGCCCGCCUACCAGGAGCUGGUGGAGGAGGCCAUCGCCUACGGCAAGAAGCUGGGCGGGUCACAGGAGGAACAGAUUCAAAAUGCGACCGAUAAGCUGUACGUGUUGUUUGGAGCAGAAAUACUGAAGAAGAUUCCAGGCCGCGUGUCCACGGAAGUCGAUGCCAGGCUCUCCUUUGACAAGGACGCCAUGGUGGCCCGAGCCCUGCGCCUCAUCGAGCUCUACAAGGACGCCGGGGUCAGCAAGGACCGGAUUCUGAUCAAGCUGUCGUCCACCUGGGAAGGAAUUCAGGCUGGAAAGGAGCUGGAGGAGCGGCACGGCAUCCACUGCAACAUGACGCUGCUCUUCUCCUUCGCCCAGGCCGUGGCCUGCGCCGAGGCGGGCGUGACGCUCAUCUCCCCCUUCGUGGGGCGCAUCCUCGACUGGCACGUGGCCAACACGGAAAAGAAGUCCUACGAGCCCCAGGAGGACCCUGGAGUGAAGAGCGUCACCAAGAUCUACAACUACUACAAGAAGUUUGGCUACAAGACCAUCGUCAUGGGCGCCUCCUUCCGCAACACGGGCGAGAUCAAGGCGCUGGCCGGCUGCGACUUCCUCACCAUCUCGCCCAAGCUGCUGGGCGAGCUGCUCAAGGACAGCAGCAAGCUGGUGCCCGCGCUGUCGGCCAAGGCGGCCCAGGCCAGCGCCCUGGAGAAGGUGCACCUGGACGAGAAGGCCUUCCGCUGGCUGCACAACGAGGACCAGAUGGCCGUGGAGAAGCUCUCGGACGGCAUCCGCAAGUUCGCUGCCGACGCGGUGAAGCUGGAGCGGGUGCUGGCGGACCGGAUGUUCAGCGCGGAGAACGGGAAGUAGCCGGGCUGGGCCGAGGAUCAGUGCCGGCUUUGGGUUUGCGUCUGAUUGCACAAGUCCGGGGACGAAUCUUUCAUUUUCUACUACUGGGAGCAGGGAUGGAUCAUGGGUUUCUGAUUUUGUGUGAAAUUCUGCCUAAUCAUUAAACAGUGGUUUUCUGUGC